Messenger RNA from Gymnogyps californianus (California condor), 2731 nucleotides. It is a transcript of the gene DCN, whose product is annotated as decorin. Gene Ontology annotation, molecular function: protein binding. NCBI's taxonomy places the organism in Eukaryota, Metazoa, Chordata, Aves, Accipitriformes, Cathartidae. Bases 333 to 1406 code for a protein of 357 amino acids. The record is from RefSeq and is a predicted model, not a curated record. The transcript is spliced from 8 exons.
AAAAGAAAAAGGAGGAAAAGAAAGCAAAAGAGCUGAUAAAGUUUCUGGCUACAAUACAGGAGACAUAUCAUUACCAUAUGAUCUAAUGUGGGUGUCAGCCUGGAUUGUGUUCAUUGAGAGAAACCUUAUUUUUUAACUGUGCUAUGGAAUAGAAGCAGGAGGGUUUUCCACCAAGUGACAGUCACUGAGCUGAAUUUACCCCCUCCUCCUUUCCACACCUGCAAAGCCUUUUGCCUGGGUUGAAUAUUUAGUUUAAUUACAUCUCAGCUUUGAGAGCUCCUGUUGCAAAUCCCUGGAUUAAAAGGUUCUGCCUGGAGUCGAUGAACUAAGCCAUGAGGCUGGCUCUUCUCUUCGUCCUACUACUGCCAGCAUGCUUGGCCAAGCCGUUCCACCAGCAGGGCCUCUUUGACUUUAUGCUGGAGGAUGAAGGGUCGGCUGAUAUGCCUCCAACGGAUGAUCCUGUCAUAUCUGGAUUUGGACCAGUGUGCCCCUUCCGCUGCCAAUGCCAUCUUCGCGUGGUGCAAUGCUCCGACCUAGGUCUGGAAAAAGUGCCAAAAGACCUUCCUCCCGACACAACUCUGCUGGACUUACAGAACAACAAAAUCACUGAAAUUAAAGAAGGAGAUUUCAAGAACGUGAAGAAUCUUCAUGCAUUGAUCCUUGUUAACAACAAAAUCAGCAAAAUAAGCCCGUUAGCUUUUGCUCCUCUGAAGAAACUGGAAAGACUUUACCUGUCCAAGAACAACCUGAAGGAACUCCCAGAAAACAUGCCGAAGUCUCUUCAGGAGAUACGGGCUCAUGAGAAUGACAUCUCCAAGUUGAGGAAAGCUGUCUUUAACGGACUGAAUCAAGUGAUUGUCUUAGAACUAGGCACCAAUCCAAUCAAGAGUUCAGGCAUUGAAAACGGAGCUUUUCAGGGGAUGAAGAGGCUCUCCUACAUCCGUAUUGCGGACACCAACAUUACUAGCAUCCCAAAAGGCCUUCCCCCAUCCCUCACUGAACUUCACCUUGAUGGCAACAAAAUCAGCAAAAUUGAUGCUGAAGGUCUGUCUGGACUCACCAACUUGGCGAAAUUGGGUCUCAGCUUCAACAGUAUUUCUUCAGUUGAAAAUGGGUCUCUUAACAAUGUACCUCAUCUGAGAGAGCUCCAUUUGAACAACAAUGAGCUUGUCAGAGUACCUGGUGGGCUGGGCGAACACAAAUAUAUCCAGGUGGUCUAUCUUCAUAACAACAAAAUUGCUUCAAUUGGUAUCAACGACUUCUGCCCUCUUGGCUACAACACCAAAAAGGCUAGUUAUUCCGGUGUGAGUCUCUUCAGCAACCCCGUGCAGUACUGGGAAAUCCAGCCGUCUGCUUUCCGAUGUAUCCAUGAACGCUCUGCAGUACAGAUUGGAAAUUACAAAUAGAUGUCUAAAGAUGGGGUUCGGUUUUGUUUCAGCUAAAGUACCUGUUGUAAUAGGCCUGUUCAAAAAAAUUGUUGCUAACAAUUAAUGCCAAAUACCAGAAUCUUCACUUUAAAGUGGAGAUGAUCCAUUGAUGUAGAAUAAAUGAAUCAUUACAGAUGUACAAGAUCAAGCAUACCAUCAAAAAGAAUUGCCAACUGUGCUUUAAACUGACUUAUUUCAGCCUUCUUUUCCAGCAUGCUUUCUGUGGUAUUUUUCAGUUUGCUGAAUGCUACAGGUUUUCAGAUUCCACUGUAUAUGAGAUUCGGAGUAAAUAUUUGUCAAGCUAUGAUAUAAAAAAGAAAAAAAAGAUAGCGAUUGAGGUUAUUUUUAUAGCCACACAAAAAAAAAAUAGUAGAGGGAAAAAAGACUCUCAAAUCAUCUUGAGACUUGAGAAGGUGAGAGUUACCUCCUUUAAAUUUAUUUCAAGCCCUGGAGGUUUAAAAAUAUCCACUAUAACACUAAGCUAAUUCUGAAUGUAUCUAUUUAGCAGAGGCAAAUAAAGUUGUUGCUAAUGUCAUUAUUUUGGGAAAAACAAAAUAAAUUCAUAUUGUACACAUAGUUCUUUACAGUUUGCCAUUUUUCUAGAGCAAUGCUAUUCAGGAUUAGCCUAACAUAAUCCUAUUGAACAAAAUAACGAGUAGUCUGCAGUACAAAACCUGUAACCUAUGUCUGGAGCUCAAUGACUAAAUUUCUCUAGGGCAAAUCCCUCUCACCUUAGUCACAAGAGCAGUUUUAAUGACUUCAGUGAGACUGCCUUGCAGAGUAUGGUAUUAGGGUUUAGUCAUUGGUAUCAAUCCAUGUAUAUAUCUAAACCAAAAAUAAUAGCAGUUCGCUGUUCACUUGUUCUGCAUUGUACAUUUGUCAGCAUCCUUUACUGUUUUUGGUUUUUAAACAAUGUUUUUAAUUGUCAAGUAGAGAUAUGCAGGCUCCCCAUCUGAUGAAUUUGUGGAAUUUAGAUUAUAAGCAAAAUCAUAAGUAUAGCAAAAUAUGAAGUGAAAUAACUGCAAGGCCUAACUGGACAUUGCUGGGACAUCAUUGGUAGAAGUAUCUUAGAGUGAUUUGAAGCCCUCUGCAAAUUGGGAUUCUUCAACCUAUACCAGUGGGUAGCAAGCACAUCAAAGGUAGGCUGCACAUUUCUACUGUCAAUCUACAAAGCUAAACAUAUACUCAAUAAAAAUGUCACCUUAAAAGAAUCUUCUGCAGCCUCUUAAUACUCCAAGGUCAAUCUCUCUAAUUUGUAAAACUUAUAUGUCAUUUAUAUUAAAGAAUAAUGUAAUACAGGCAAA